AUUGAAAGCCGUCAGCAUACACCAUCCCUGUAAUGGACUACAUUAUCCACAAUCCACUUCGCGCAAUUAAUGACGCGGCAAUUUUUUUCUCCUCCUUUCUUCAGCUAGCGAUACAACUCCACCAAAAUCUGUUUAUGUUCAGAACAGAAGAAGCCACGGAGUGAAGGGCACACGUUGAGUGAAGUCGCUCUGCUCUUUUUGAUGAAUGUAGCAAAAAAAGCCAAAUCGAAGGACGUAAAACAAUACAUAUCUAGGUAUAGAGCACUCGAUCGCCGCGUUCUUUUAGUGUUGUGUUUUUUACUUUGCAUCGUUGGAAGACCGCUUACCUGCCUUUGUUAGCUGGAUUGGCUAGCUUACAUUAACCAAAGCUCGCUAGCUCACUUGGAAGCUAGAUAUACGUUAGCCAGCUACGUAGCUGUUGGUUGUACGGCAGAUUGUUUUUACUGAGCUAGCUGGCUAGCAAGCAUCUGCUGGCUGGCUUUUACACCAGCCAGUUCGUCGGAGGACUGUUCGUAUAUCUCUGUCGUUUUGGACAAGUAAGGAUCAACGUUAGAGCAUCACUAGCGUGUGACGCGGCGGCAGCAGCACACAGCAGCAUGCGCGGGCGGAGUUGAGCGAGCGCCGCGGCGUCCUGACGUUCUCUAGCAGGGAGGUACCGCUCCGGUCUACCUCCACACCUCCCUCUUCCUCCUCCUCCUCCUCCUCCUCCUCCUCCCACCCUGCCCCUCCCCCUCCCCCUCUCAGCCGGGCACAUGUUCUCCCCGGAGCAGGAAAACAUCUCCACCGCCUCCACCAAAGUGCCAGUCAAGUACGGAGAGCUCAUCGUGCUGGGGUACAAUGGCUCCUUACCCAACGGAGACCGAGGGAGGAGGAAGAGCCGUUUUUCUCUGUUCAAGAGACCCAAAGCCAAUGGGGUGAAACCCAGCACAGUGCACGUAGCAUGCACCCCUCAGGCAGCCAAGGCCAUAAGUAACAAGGACCAGCACAGCAUCUCGUACACACUGUCCCGGGCUCAGACGGUGGUGGUGGAGUACACGCACGACAGCAAUACGGACAUGUUCCAGAUUGGGCGGUCUACGGAGAGCCCCAUAGACUACGUGGUGACGGACACGGUGCCCGGCAGCCAGAGCAACUCCGACACGCAGUCGGUCCAGAGCACCAUCUCACGCUUCGCCUGCCGCAUCAUGUGCCAGCGCACGCCGCCCUUCACCGCCCGCAUCUUCGCCGCCGGCUUCGACUCCUCCAAGAACAUCUUCCUAGGGGAGAAGGCGGCGAAGUGGAAGACGUUGGAUGGACAGAUGGACGGGCUGACGACGAACGGCGUGUUGGUGAUGCACCCGCGAAACGGCUUCACCGAGGACUCCAAGCCCGGCGUCUGGAGGGAGAUCUCCGUCUGCGGCAAUGUCUUCACGCUCCGCGAGACACGCUCGGCUCAGCAGCGUGGCAAGAUGGUGGAUAAUGAGACCCAGGAGCUGGUGGACGGCUCUCUGAUCGACCUGUGCGGUGCCACGCUGCUGUGGCGCACGGCCGAGGGCCUCUCGCGCACGCCCACCGUCAAGCACCUGGAGGCGCUGCGGCAGGAGCUGAACGCGGCGCGCCCGCAGUGCCCCGUGGGCUUCAACACGCUGGCCUUCCCCAGCAUGCGCCGCAAGGACGUGGUGGACGAGAAGCAGCCCUGGGUCUACCUGCUCUGCGGCCACGUCCACGGCUACCACAACUGGGGCAACCAAGACCGCGAGCGGGGAGGAGGAGGAGGAGGUGAGCGUGAGUGCCCCAUGUGCCGGUCGCGGGGCCCCUACGUCCCGCUGUGGCUGGGCUGCGAGCCGGGCUUCUACCUGGACGCGGCGCCCCCCACGCACGCCUUCGCGCCCUGCGGCCACGUGUGCUCGGAGAAGACGGUGGCCUUCUGGAGCCAGAUCCCCCUGCCCCACGGCACGCACACCUUCCACGCCGCCUGCCCCUUCUGUGCCCAGCAGCUGGGCGGCGAGCAGGGCUACAGCAGACUCAUAUUCCAGGGCCCCGUGGAUUAGAGGGGAGACACUGCGCCCUGCCUCUUCUACUUCCGGAAACCCUUCCUCCUUCUCGCUCUCUCUCUCUCUCUCUCUCUCUCUUUCACACUCUAUGCAUCCUUUUCUUCCUGUCUUUUGAUCUUCCCUCCUUCUUUAGGUCUCCCUGGUUAAACUAUGCUUAUAAUUACAUGUACAGUAUAAGCUAGUGUCUCCUCCUUUUUGUUAUUGCGCUUUUUAAAAGGCUACUACUGCUCGUCCAUCGUUGAGACGAGCGAGACUCUUUUUGGUCGGCGGGUGAGAUUCAGCGAGACUCAAGUCAGAGACUCUCUCCUUUUGAAAACAAUUUCGCUCUCUCUCUCGUUUUUAAGUGACCUUUCUAGUGCUUUUUCUUAUCCAGAAUGAAAAACAAAGAGUAUAUUUUCAA
This is a messenger RNA of Clupea harengus (Atlantic herring), 2433 nucleotides long. It is a transcript of the gene peli1b, whose product is annotated as pellino E3 ubiquitin protein ligase 1b. The transcript is spliced from 8 exons. Gene Ontology annotation, molecular function: protein binding; ubiquitin protein ligase activity. The record is from RefSeq and is a predicted model, not a curated record. Gene Ontology annotation, biological process: protein K48-linked ubiquitination; regulation of Toll signaling pathway. NCBI's taxonomy places the organism in Eukaryota, Metazoa, Chordata, Actinopteri, Clupeiformes, Clupeidae. Bases 753 to 2030 code for a protein of 425 amino acids.